AUAGUGCUGUAUCUUCGGAUGUGUCUUGCUCACAGUGCUGGUGUGGUGCCUACUUCUCAGAGCUUAGCUGAUAUGCAAGAUCACGCUCCAGCCAUUGGCCGUUAUAUAAGAAACCUCCUCUCUGGAAAUGUUAUAACAUCUUCAUCCUCAAAGGGUGGUGAAAGCAAUCCUGUACAGAUCUAUAUAAGUCUCCUUCAGCAGUUGCUCUCUGGUGUUGGAGGUUUGCCAGUCAUGUACUGUUUGCUGGAAGUUGUUUCAGUCUAUCCUGAAAAGCUGGCUGCAAGAUUUAUAGACAAGAUGGAUUGGAUAAAGAAUCUUAUGAAUACUAAUAAGGAAGAAAUGCGGGAACUGGCUGCUCUAUUUUAUUCAGUUGUACUUUCGACAGUGUCAGAAAAUGAAUUCAAAACAUCUGUUCAGCACCUGAUAAAAACAGCAAAGGACAAUCAUAAUCUGGAAAUGCAACAUGGAUCAUUAUUGGCUCUGGGGUUCACAGUAGGACGGUAUUUGUCAAAAAGAAAAAUGAAAAUAAUAGAACUACAUGGUAUAGAAGACCGAAAUACCAUUGUAACACCGGAACAAGACCAGCUGAUAAAAUCAACAACAGAAACUAUAGGUUCUUUUUUGGAUAGUACAUCACCACUUCUAGCAAUAGCUGCAUGUACAGCACUGGGGGAAAUUGGCAGGAAUGCACCUUUGCCCAUCCCCAACGAAGGCAGUGGUUUUACAAAACUCCAUCUUGUUGAAAGUUUACUGGCCAGAAUUCCCUCUGGCAAAGAAACUAAUAAGAUGAAAGAAAGAGCUAUUCAAACACUGGGCUACUUUCCAGUAGGGGAUGGAGAUUUUCCUCAUCAGAAGCUACUCUUGCAAGGAUUAAUGGAUUCUGUAGAGGCCAAACAAAUUGAAUUACAGUUUACGGUUGGUGAAGCUAUUACCAGUGCUGCAAUAGGGACCAGUUCUGUAGCUGCCCGUGAUGCAUGGAUAGUAGCUGAAGAAGAGUAUACUGCUCCUAUUGAACUCAGUCAAGAUGUUGCUUCUAAAGGUCUUGGUUUGGUGUACGAGCUUGGAAAUGAACAAGAUCAACAGGAACUAGUUACUACACUUGUUGAAACUCUUAUGACUGGGAAAAGAGUCAAGCAUGAAGUGUCUGGGGAAACUGUGAUGUUCCAAGGCUCAGGCCUUGGCAAAACUCCAGAUGGCCAGGGUCUUUCUACUUACCAGGAGCUUUGUUCACUUGCAAGCGACCUCAACCAGCCAGAUUUGGUGUAUAAAUUUAUGAAUUUGGCCAAUCAUCAUGCAAUGUGGAAUUCUCGGAAGGGAGCAGCUUUUGGUUUUAAUGUGAUUGCUACCAAAGCUGGGGAACAGCUGGCUCCUUUUCUUCCUCAACUGCUUCCUCGUCUCUAUCGAUACCAGUUUGAUCCCAAUCUUGGCAUUCGACAGGCUAUGACCAGCAUUUGGAAUGCACUUGUUACAGAUAAAUCUGCUGUGGACAAAUACAUGAAAGAAAUUCUUGAUGAUUUAAUAAGCAACCUGACUAGCAAUAUGUGGCGAAUUCGAGAGUCAAGCUGUUUAGCACUGAAUGACUUGCUAAGAGGAAGACCUUUGGAUGAGAUUAUUCAUAAACUUCCAGAAAUAUGGGAAACACUCUUUAGAGUGCAAGAUGAUAUAAAGGAAUCUGUACGAAAGGCAGCAGAGUUAGCCCUGAAAACGCUAAGUAAGGUGUGUGUGAAGAUGUGUGACCCAUCUAAAGGAGUUGCAGGCCAGAAAAUCAUAGCCGUACUUUUGCCAUGUCUUCUUGAUAAAGGAAUGAUGAAUACGGUGACUGAAGUGCGGACCCUGAGCAUUAAUACCCUGGUGAAGAUCAGUAAAAGUGCUGGGGCCAUGCUAAAACCACAUGCACCAAAGCUCAUCCCAGCUUUGUUGGAAUCCCUGAGUGUUUUGGAGCCUCAGGUCCUCAACUAUUUGAGCCUGCGUGCUACAGAGCAAGAAAAGGCUGCAAUGGAUACUGCAAGACUAAGUGCUGCUAAAUCCUCCCCAAUGAUGGAAACUAUAAAUAUGUGCUUGCAAUAUUUGGAUGUGUCUGUUUUGGGAGAGCUAAUUCCUAGGCUCUGUGAACUGACUAGAAGUGGAUUAGGCAUUGGCACCAAGGGUGGUUGUGCUAGUGUAAUUGUGUCACUAACCACUCAGUGCCCCCAAGAUUUGACACCAUAUGCUGGUAAACUCAUGAGUGCGUUACUUAGUGGCCUAACUGAUCGCAAUAGCGUGGUGCAAAAGAGCUUUGCGUUUGCCUUGGGACACUUAGUUAGAACUUCACGAGACAGCAGCACUGACAAAUUGCUUCAGAAGCUCAACAGUUGGUACAUGGAGAAGGAAGAACCAGUGUAUAAAAUGGCCUGUGCUUUAACUAUGCAUGCUAUUGGACGCUAUAGCCCAGAUGUAUUGAAGAAUCAAGCCAGGUGUAUUUUACCUCUGGCUUUUCUGGGCAUGCAUGAAGUUCCUGAAGAAGACAAAGGGGAGAAGGAGGAAAGCAACCUGUGGUGUGAGGUGUGGCAGGAAAAUAUACCUGGUACCUAUGGUGGCAUUAGGCUCUAUAUGGAGGAAUUGAUCGCAGUGACCCAGAAAGCUUUGCAGUCUCCGUCUUGGAAGAUGAAAGCACAAGGAGCAGCUACCAUGGCAUCCAUAGCAAAGCAGACUGGUGCUCUGGUACCUCCACACUUAGGCAUGGUGCUCACAGCUCUGGUGCAAGGUCUGCCUGGAAGAACAUGGGCUGGAAAGGAAGAGCUGUUAAAAGCAAUUGCCAGUGUCGUCUGUUCAUGCAGUGUGGAACUGCGCAAGCCUUUGCCCAAUCAGCCCAGUAUUGAUGAUGUUGUACAGGCAAUGUUGAAAGAAUGCCGCAAAGAAAACCUCCGGUACAAGAUUGUGGCGCUCCGGUGUAUGGCUGAUGUGCUUAAAGCCACCCAAGAAAAUAGGUUCCAGGAACUGACAGACAUAAUCUUUCCAGUAAUAAAGAAGAAUUGUCCUGAGAAUGUAGGAAAAAAUUCGUCACACAACAACGAUGAGGAUGAGAACGAAAAUGAGAAAGAACUCCAAGUUGAAGCUCUCCUCUGUGCCUUUGAAAGUUUAGGCAAAGCCUGGCCUAAAAACUCAGAAACACAGUGCUGCUAUCGACAAGAGCUAUGCAGAUUAAUGUGUGAGCGUCUGAGACUUAGUACAUGGAAAGUACAGCUCGGCGUUCUCCAAGCCAUGAAGGCUUUUUACCAAGGGUUGUUAUUAUUUGAAGCAGAACACUCUGACCCCGAGGCUUUGGCAAGAAUAUUGUUGGAAACCUGUUCCUCCAUCACUCAUUCACUAGAGAAUAAAAGUUAUACUUCCAUAAGGACUGAAGCUUUGUCUGUAAUAGAGGUGCUGCUCACCAAGCUGGAAGAAUCUAAACAGUGGGAAAGCCUGAACACUGAAAGUAGAGAAGUCCUCAUUGGCUCUUUAACAGCACUGACUUUGGAUAGUAGGCCUGAACUACAAGAAAAAGCAUCUUUAUUAAAGAAAACUUUAGAAAACCUUGAUUGAAUUGAAUACCAAUCAAGUGCCACGUGAAACAAAGCAAGCAAAAAAAAAAAGUGCAAUGAGCUCCGUAUUACCUAGAGGAAAAGUAAAGAUGAUUUUUGUAGCAUGCAUAAAUUCCCUGGCUGAAAUAAAAAACACCUUGAUUCUCUU
Thamnophis sirtalis is the source of this 3708-nucleotide messenger RNA. The record is from RefSeq and is a predicted model, not a curated record. Lineage: Eukaryota; Metazoa; Chordata; Lepidosauria; Squamata; Natricidae.